Messenger RNA from Miscanthus lutarioriparius, 594 nucleotides. NCBI's taxonomy places the organism in Eukaryota, Viridiplantae, Streptophyta, Magnoliopsida, Poales, Poaceae. The record is from the annotation of a GenBank genome assembly.
AUGGACAUACUGAGCAGGAUCUUCGACAUUGCGACUGAGGAAGGACACUUGACGCCACUAAAGGUCCGGCAAGCAAGCCUCCGACUAUCUCUAUAUGCUGACAAUGCUGUGAGACUCACCAACCCUGUCAAAACAGCCAUCAAUUGCAUCAUGGAAAUCAUGAAGGCCUUUGGGGAUGCCACUGGACUGAGGAUAAAUAUGGCCAAAAGCUCAGUUGCCACUAUCAGAUGCGCAGGACAGAGCAAAAGGAAAACUAGAAGGGUGGCAAGGACGGCUUGUCAGCGUGGAAGGACGGUGAGAAUUGGUAAGGUAGCUUCCUUGAUACCAGCAAACUGGAACAACAGUUCCACUAUGGGCGACUGGUUCACUGAUAUGGUAGCUGCUGCUGAUCCAUCAAUAUUGAGACCGGGGUUGCAGUCGAUGGUCACUCUAACGAUAUGGGAAAUCUGGCGCGAGAGGAACAACCUCGUCUUCAGGAAGGAAACUAGGACUGUCUGGCAAAUUAUGUACAGCAUUCAAGAUGAAGCGCGGACUUGGAGAUUCGCUGGGAAUAGGGAUAUAGACAUGCUGCUGCCGGCUUCGGCCGCGGCCUAG